This is a messenger RNA of Pongo pygmaeus (Bornean orangutan), 5391 nucleotides long. It is a transcript of the gene PLEKHG2, whose product is annotated as pleckstrin homology and RhoGEF domain containing G2. Gene Ontology annotation, biological process: regulation of actin filament polymerization. The record is from RefSeq and is a predicted model, not a curated record. Gene Ontology annotation, molecular function: small GTPase binding; guanyl-nucleotide exchange factor activity. The transcript has 19 exons. Bases 1005 to 5168 code for a protein of 1387 amino acids. Lineage: Eukaryota; Metazoa; Chordata; Mammalia; Primates; Hominidae.
GCAGCCCCUCCCCCGCUACAGGCGGGAACAGGAUGUGAGCCCCGGCAACAGCGGGGGAGGGGAAGCCCCGGGCGACCGCCCCCCGCCUCACAGCUGGGACCGGACUCUCCCGCCCCAGAUGUGGCGCCGCCGCCGUCACACGAGCCCCGUGACACCCAGCCGGGAGCCCGAAGGGUCCAGAGGCUCGGACCCGGGCGUCCGGAAUUUCUGCACCUCAUCCUGAGAGACCCCGAGGUCCAGGCCCCGGCGCCCAGGCUGGAGAAGUUGAGCCAUCCAGGUGUGCAGCGCCCCCUCCUGGAGCAGCCAGGAGCCCGGACGUCACCCCGCGGGACCCUGGAGGCCGAGCGCCCCGUAUCCCCGUUUCAAGAACUCAGGAUCCAGGACCGCAGACUCCCUCCAGGGCUCCGAUCACAAGACCCCGCGUUGGAGGAACUUGAGAUCCGGACUUCUAAGCGCCCCAACCAGUUUCGGGCUGCAGCGGCCAUCACUUCAAGGGGACCCAGGACUUUGGGACCCCCCUGUGCUCCCACCUGGAGGGAGUUUCAUUCCUGCCCCUAGAAUUAGGGGAACCCAGAAAUCCAUCCCCCACCCCACGGCCCUACCUAGAAGACUUAGGAAUGUGGGUCCCCAGCGCCGCCAUCUGAGACUCCAGAGUCGAGGCUCCUAGCAUCCCCUACGUAGAACACUGAAAAAUUCCGACUGCGGGACCCCAGUCUCCGAGAGACCCCAGAUUCUAUUCCUGGAGCCUGAGAGCCUGAAGUUCACGCCCCUGAGUCUAGGCUCCGCACCUCCCCGGGGACCGCGUCGGGGUCGCGCAGGAGCUGGGCUACCUCGGGCCGGGGCUGGAGGCUCCCCGGGAGUUACUCCCAGGGACCCCUCCCUGGAUUUACGCCACGCUCCUAAUUCCCAGCCCCCAUCUGUGAGUCUGGGCGGCGGAGAGGCCCAUGGGGUCCUGAUAUCCAAGAAGGGGCUCUUUCUGCAGGACUCUGCUGGGCCGCUCAGCCAUGCCUGAGGGAGCCCAAGGACUGAGCCUCUCCAAACCUAGCCCAAGCCUCGGGUGUGGCCGAAGAGGUGAAGUGUGUGACUGUGGCACCGUGUGUGAGAAUCGGACAGCAGCUCCUGCAGCCCCCACCAUGGCCUCCCCCCGAGGUUCUGGGAGCUCCACAUCCCUGAGCACAGUGGGCUCUGAGGGGGAUCCAGCCCCCGGGCCCCUUCCAGCCUGCUCAGUCUCCAGACCAGAGCCCCUUCCAGGGCCCCCCAUCCGCCUACAUCUCUCUCCGGUGGGGAUCCCAGGUUCAGCCAAACCCUCAAGGCUGGAGCGUGUGGCCCGGGAGAUCGUGGAGACAGAACGGGCCUAUGUCAGGGACCUCCGCAGCAUCGUGGAGGACUACCUGGGCCCUCUGCUGGACGGCGGGGUCCUGGGGCUGAGCGUGGAGCAGGUGGGCACGCUGUUUGCCAACAUUGAGGACAUCUACGAGUUCAGCAGCGAGCUUCUGGAGGACUUGGAGAACAGCAGCAGCGCCGGGGGUAUUGCCGAGUGCUUCGUGCAGAGGAGCGAGGAUUUUGACAUCUACACAUUGUACUGCAUGAACUACCCGAGCUCCCUGGCCCUGCUCCGGGAGCUGUCAUCGUCUCCGCCAGCAGCCCUGUGGCUGCAGGAGCGCCAGGCCCAGCUUCGCCACUCGCUGCCCCUGCAGAGCUUCCUGCUGAAACCUGUCCAGCGCAUCCUCAAGUACCAUCUGCUGCUGCAGGAACUAGGGAAGCACUGGGCAGAGGGCCCGGGCACUGGGGGCCGCGAGAUGGUGGAGGAAGCUAUUGUGUCCAUGACAGCGGUUGCCUGGUACAUCAACGACAUGAAGCGCAAGCAGGAGCAUGCGGCGCGCCUCCAGGAAGUGCAGCGGCGGCUGGGUGGCUGGACCGGACCAGAGCUCAGUGCUUUUGGGGAGCUGGUGCUGGAGGGCGCGUUCCGAGGAGGUGGAGGGGGUGGCCCCCGGCUACGAGGGGGUGAGCGGCUGCUCUUCCUGUUCUCUCGGAUGCUGCUGGUGGCCAAGCGCAGGGGGCUGGAGUACACCUACAAAGGCCACAUCUUCUGCUGCAACCUGAGCGUGAGCGAGAGUCCCCGAGACCCUCUAGGGUUCAAGGUGUCUGAUCUGACCAUUCCCAAGCACAGACACCUGCUCCAGGCUAAGAACCAAGAAGAGAAGAGGCUGUGGAUUCACUGUCUCCAGCGCCUCUUCUUUGAGAACCACCCCGCCUCCAUCCCUGCCAAGGCAAAGCAAGUUCUCCUUGAAAACAGCCUGCAUUGUGCCCCCAAAAGUAAGCCUGUCCCAGAACCCCUGACACCCCCACUUGGGUCUCCUCGACCUCGAGAUGCUAGAAGUUUUACCCCUGGGCGAAGGAACACAGCUCCAUCUCCUGGGCCCUCUGUGAUCCGCCGAGGCCGCAGGCAGUCUGAGCCGGUGAAGGACCCUUAUGUCAUGUUCCCACAGAACGCUAAGCCUGGAUUCAAGCACGCUGGCAGCGAAGGGGAACUCUACCCCCCAGAAUCUCAGCCACCAGUUUCAGGCUCUGGACCCCCUGAGGAUCUGGAGGAUGCUGGACCCCCAACACUGGACCCCUCUGGGACCUCAAUCACUGAAGAAAUACUGGAACUGCUGAAUCAGCGAGGCCUUCGAGAUCCAGGGCCGUCCACCCAUGACAUUCCCAAGUUCCCCAGAGACUCCCAGGUGCCUGGCGACAGCGAAACCCUCACAUUCCAAGCCCUGCCCAGCCGGGACUCUUCAGAAGAGGAGGAGGAGGAAGAGGAAGGGCUGGAGAUGGAUGAACGGGGGCCUUCCCCACUCCACGUCCUGGAAGGGCUCGAAAGUUCCAUUGCAGCUGAAAUGCCCAGCAUUCCCUGCCUUACCAAAAUUCCUGACGUGCCCAACCUUCCUGAAAUUCCCAGCCGCUGUGAAAUUCCCGAAGGUUCCCGCCUUCCUAGUCUCUCUGACGUUUCCGAUGUUUUUGAGAUGCCCUGCCUUCCAGCCAUACCUAGUGUCCCCGACACCCCCCGUCUUUCUAGCACUCCCACCCUCUCCUGUGACUCCUGGCUCCAAGAGCCUCUGCAGGAACCAGCUGAGGCUCCAGCCACCAGGAGAGAACUGUUCUCUGGAAGCAAUCCUGGGAAACUGGGAGAGCCACCUUCAGGAGGCAAGGCAGGGCCAGAGGAAGAUGAAGACGGGGUAUCAUUCGCAGACUUCCAGCCCCAGGAUGUCACCCAACAUCAGGGAUUCCCAGAUGAGCUGGCAUUCCGCUCUUGCUCAGAAAUCCGGAGCGCCUGGCAGGCAUUGGAGCAGGGACAGCUGGCCCGCCCAGGCUUCCCAGAGCCACUGCUGAUCCUGGAGGAUUCGGAUCUGGGUGGAGACAGCGGGAGCGGGAAGGCAGGAGCCCCGAGUUCAGAAAGGACAGCGUCCCGAGUGCGAGAGCUGGCCCGGCUUUACAGCGAGCGGAUCCAGCAGAUGCAGCGGGCGGAGACUCGGGCAUCAGCCAACGCCCCACGCCGCCGGCCUCGGGUUCUGGCCCAACCCCAGCCAUCCCCCUGUCUGCCCCAGGAGCAGGCAGAGCCAGGGCUCCUGCCUGCCUUUGGACACGUGCUGGUAUGUGAGCUGGCCUUCCCACUGACAUGUGCUCAGGAGUCUGUCCCCCUGGGUCCUGCUGCCUGGGUUCAAGCUGCCAUACCUUUGUCGAAGCAGGGAGGCAGUCCGGAUGGCCAGGGUCUACAUGUUUCAAAUUUGCCUAAGCAAGACCAUCCGGGCAUCCACGUUUCAGCUGCUACCCUUUUGCCUGAGCAAGGAGGUUCCUGGCAUUUCCAGGCUCCAGCCACCACACCUUUGCCCAAGCAAGAAGGCCCCCUGCACCUCCAGGUGCCAGCUCUUACAGCUUUCCCUGAUCAAGGCCACCCGGAAAUCCAAGUUCCAGCCACCACUCUUUUGCCUGAGCAUAGAAGUCAUGUGGUUAUACCGGCUCCAUCCACCACCUUUUGUCCUGAGCAGAGACACUGUGUGGACAUCCACGUUCCCACCACUCCAGCUUUGCCCAAGGAGAUUUGUUCUGAUUUCACAGUUUCAGUCACCACCCCUGUGCCCAAGCAAGAAGGUCACCUAGACAGCGAGAGCCCAACCAAUAUCCCACUGACAAAGCAAGGAGGUUCCAGCGAUGUUCAGGGCCCAGACCCUGUCUGCAGUCAAUCCAUCCAGCCUUUAUCUUUGCAUGGAAGUAGCCUGGAUCCCCAGGGCCCAGGCGACGCCCUACCGCCCUUGCCAUGUCACCUUCCAGACCUUCAGAUUCCAGGUACCUCACCUUUGCCUGCACAUGGAAGCCACCUGGACCAUCGGAUCCCAGCCAACGCCCCACUGUCUUUGUCCCAGGACCUCCCAGACACUCAGGUUCCAGCUACCACACCUUUGCCCCUGCCACAAGUCCUCACAGACAUCUGGGUCCAAGCCCUCCCAACUUCACCCAAGCAGGGAAGCCUCCCAGACAUCCAGGGUCCAGUGGCUGCACCUCCACUUCCGGAGCCAAGCCUUACAGAUACACAGGUUCAGAAACUCACACCUUUGUUGGAGCAGAAGAGCCUCACAGAUGCCCAUGUUCCAGUUGCCACACCUUUAGCGGAGAGAGGAGGCUCUCUAGACAUUCAGGGCCUCUUACCCACCCCAGUUCAGACCACCAUGGUUUUGUCCAAACCAGGAGGCUCCUUAGCCUCUCAUGUUGCCAGGUUGGAGUCUUCAGACUUGACCCCACCUCAUAGUCCCCCACCUUCCAGCCGUCAGCUCCUGGGCCCCAAUGCAGCUGCCCUCUCCAGAUACCUGGCAGCCUCAUAUAUCAGCCAGAGCCUGGCUCGGCGGCAGGGGCCUGGGGGAGGGGCCCCCGCAGCCUCCCGGGGCUCCUGGUCCUCUGCUCCCACAUCACGGGCAUCUUCGCCGCCCCCCCAGCCCCAGCCACCACCUCCCCCAGCCAGGCGGCUCAGCUAUGCCACGACGGUUAACAUCCACGUGGGCGGGGGUGGGCGGCUUCGGCCAGCCAAGGCCCAGGUCCGGUUGAACCACCCUGCUCUCUUGGCCUCCACACAGGAAUCUAUGGGCCUUCGCAGGGCCCAGGGGGCUCCUGAUGCCCCCUUCCACAUGUGAGCCAGGACAUGAGGCUUCCCUGAAGCAAGGAUUUCAGCCAGAUGCCAUAGACCCUCAGAACUUGACCUGGAAGUCCAGACACUGAACGCAGGCCUCAAAACUGCUGCGGCUUUCCAACUCCUGGUAUCUGCAUCGGCGAAUGGCCCUUCUUGCCUUGAUCCACAGGGAUGGGGAAGGGAAUGUCAUUAAUGUUUUGUCAAUUAAUACUGAUUCUUUCAUGCAA